Molecule: messenger RNA, 1269 nt
Organism: Verticillium nonalfalfae
Lineage: Eukaryota; Fungi; Ascomycota; Sordariomycetes; Glomerellales; Plectosphaerellaceae
Exons: 3
Coding region: 1-1269 (422 amino acids)
Molecular function (GO): hydrolase activity, hydrolyzing O-glycosyl compounds
Source: RefSeq, a predicted model, not a curated record
AUGAAGUUUCUCAAUAUCUCUGUCGGGCUUAUCGCCUCCCUUAUGUCUCUCAGCACCGCAAAGUGCGAGAAAGCCUGGCCCAAAGGUCCGUUCGUGACCUCUGGACGCGACAUCCACAACUCAGACGGCGAGAUCGUGAGACAAGCCGGAACCAACUGGCCUGGCCACGGCGAGGUCAUGGUACCUGAGGGUCUGCAGUACCUUUCUGUGGAGCGCGUCUUGUCCGAAAUCAAGAGCCUUGGCAUGAACGCCAUCCGAUUGACCUUCGCCACGGAACUUGUUGACCAGAUCUAUGCCAACGGCGGUGAAGAUAUUGACAUCAAGACCGCUUUCCUCGAGGGUCUAGGCACUGAAAACGGAACAAUCGUCUUAGAGAAGGUCCUGAAGAAUAACCCCAGUUUCACUCCCGAGACGAAGCGACUUGAGGUUUACGAUGCCAUUGCCGCAGAGUGCUUGCGCCAGCACAUCUACAUCACCCUGGACAACCACAUUUCUUCUGGCGAGUGGUGCUGCGGCGGUGAGGAUGGUAACACCUGGUGGGGAGACACCAAGUUUGAUGUUGACAACUGGGUUCGCGGAGGCGCCUACAUGGCCGCCCAUUCUGCGAAAUGGCCUGCCCUCAUCUCUCAGUCUCUGCGCAACGAGCCCCGUCCUCCCAAGAACAACGAUGCUCUGCUUCAGUCGUCCUACAACUGGCGCGACUGGUACAAGUACAUGCGAGCUGGAGCCGACGCCGUCCACGCCGCCAACAAGGACGUCCCCAUCAUCCUUUCAGGUCUCGACUACGACACCUUUGUGACUCCCGUCUUCCGCGGCACCCCCCUCGAGCCUAGCGACCAGGUAUUCAGCCGUGAUGACUUCGUCGGCUACGGCGAGGACAAGUUGAUCCUUGAGAUCCACAACUACGAGACCAACACCAACAGCUGCGAAUCGCUGAGGUACAACCUCUACAACAAGGGCUUCCAGGCCAUGAACGCCUCCGACCCUGCGACUGUCAACGUCUUCCCCGUCCAGCUGACUGAGUAUGGCCACUCUAUGGAGGACGGUUCCUGGAAGACCAAGGUCUACCAGCCAUGCUUGGCCGAGUAUCUCCCCGAGGUCAAGGCCAAUUGGUUCAUUUGGGUGAUCGUGGGUCGCUACUACACGCGCCAGGGUGUUCAGGAAUUCGACGACUCCUGGGGACUUAUGAACCCUGACUGGUCUGGCUGGAGGAACCCUGAGUACGUUGAGCAGAUGCUCAUCCCGCAGGUCGCUGCGACUCUCGCCUGA